This is a messenger RNA of Carica papaya (papaya), 2360 nucleotides long. Lineage: Eukaryota; Viridiplantae; Streptophyta; Magnoliopsida; Brassicales; Caricaceae. The record is from RefSeq and is a predicted model, not a curated record.
AUGGGGGAUAAAAAGGUGCCGCCGCAAGGUCACCCGGCCCCUCCUCAAUAUAAUCCAGUCCCUCUUCAACAGAACCCAAUUCUACCCGUGAUGGACCUAGACUACAUUAAGAAGUAUAAGAGACUUAACCCAUCAACUUUUGUUGGGGCAUCCACUUUUGAAGAAGUCGAGUCGUUGGUGGUAGCUAAAGUAGGUCAUCUUGCCCAUUCCGGUCACUUGAGAACAGUUUCUAAUAGCUUUCAAUGCAGAGUUCCUCUCAAAGCACAUUCAGCAUUUGAAGGAGAUGAAGUUUCCACACCUGGUUCAGAUCCUUUUCAUUCAAGGCCAGAUUUGGUCAACAUCAGAAGCAUUGAUGAGGCUAUUGUGAUUGGUGCUGCUCUCUCAUUGUCAUCUUCGGCUUUUGUUCUGCAGCUUCUUGCAGAGAAGGGUGAGCUCCCUACAAGAUUUGGCUCAGCAACUUUGGGGAUACUUCUUUUACAGGAUAUAGCUGUUGUUCCUUUGUUAGUCAUCCUUCCAGUGCUUGAGAGCCAGAAUCUAGGUGAAGAAAGUAUCUGGCCAAUGCUUGCUACAGAAAGCCUGAAGGCAUUAGGUGGAUUGGGACUUCUUUCCCUUGGAGGAAAGUAUCUUCUCCGGAGAGUUUUCGAGGUUGUUGCAGAAACAAGGAGCUCAGAGGCUUUUGUUGCCCUCUGCCUUCUAACGGUGUCUGGCAUAUCACUUGUCACCCAGAAGUUGGGCUUCAGUGAUACGCUUGGAGCAUUUCUAGCUGGGGCACUUUUGGCAGAAACAAAUUUCCGGACACAGAUUGAAGCUGACAUUAGGCCAUUUAGAGGUCUGCUUCUUGGGUUGUUUUUUGUAACAACAGGGACUUCCAUAGACAUGCAGAUCCUUUUCCGAGAAUGGCCAAAUGUACUCUCGCUCUUGGCAGGUUUAAUUGUCAUCAAGACACUGAUUAUAACUGCAAUAGGUCCCCGUGUUGGACUCACUAUACAAGAAAGCGUUAGAAUAGGGUUUCUUCUUUCCCAAGGAGGCGAGUUUGGCUUUGUAGUUUUUUCUCUAGCUAACAGGCUUGGAGUGCUGCCACUUGAGCUGAACAAGCUGCUUAUAAUUGUUGUUGUAUUGUCAAUGGCCUUAACUCCAUUUCUUAAUGAAGUUGGUAAAAGAGCAGCUGAGUUUAUCGAUGGCAAAUUUGAUACUGAGGAUAAAGCUGCUGAGUUGGUGAGUUUUGAUGGUAGUGAACCAGUUGUCAUUGUUGGAUUUGGACAAAUGGGACAGGUCCUCGCCAAUUUUUUGUCCACUCCAUUGGCUUCUGGAAUUGACAGUGAGCCUGUGGGAUGGCCUUAUGUGGCAUUUGAUCUUAAUCCUUCAGUUGUGAAGGAAUCACGAAAACUUGGUUUCCCAAUUUUCUAUGGAGAUGGAUCACGUCCAUCAGUUUUGCAAUCUGCUGGUAUUUCUUCCCCAAAAGCUGUUAUGAUCAUGUACAAAGAAAGGAGGAGAAGUAUUGAGGCUGUUCAAAGGCUGCGGCUUGCUUUUCCAGCGAUCCCAAUUUAUGCUAGAGCUCAGGAUCCUAUUCACCUUUUGGACCUGAAAAAGUCUGGUGCAACCGAUGCUAUUCUGGAAAAUGCAGAGACGAGUUUACAGCUUGGCUCUAAGCUUUUGAGAGGAUUUGGUGUUAUGUCUGAUGAUGUAACCUUCCUCCGUCAGAUUGUUCGGGACUCCAUGGAGCUACAAGCUCAAGAGGCUCUCGAGAAAACCGAUGAUCAAGAACCUAAUAUCAUGAAGCCACUGGAGGUAAGAGUUGCUGACUACAUCACGAAACAGGUACCAAUUGUUUCCACUGUAUCUAAUGAGAAAGUAUCAACAAGUGAGAAAGAUGGAACUCAUGCCAUGAAAUUUCAGGAAGAAUUUGAUCGAGGAACAGAUGAUGGUCAGUUCCAGAUCGCUGGUGACUCGGAUGGCAAAGGCGUAUUCUACUGUGAACUAGAUGUAGAGAAUAGAUCGGUGGCUGUAAUUGAAGAUGACGAAACAAAUAAUAACAACGACGAUAAUAUGAUGCAGACGUCAAUACCUUGUAUUACAACUAUAGAGGAUGUUUAGUGUUACAAGAUUCUGAUCCUUUGUUGAGGCCAUUGGCUCAUGUGAAGUACUGCAGAACACAACCUUGUCCAGGUCUAACAACAAAGAGAGAAGCUUAAACUUCGUGCUAUAGUUUUGAGAGUAUAAAAUAGGAGAUAGCCACAACAAUAUCGUCAAUUUGUCAUAUUUGGUAUACAUAUAUGUUCAACCUCUUUUAGCUCAUUAAUUUCUUUCAUGAUUGAGAAGAGAGAAGCAAAUAAAAAGAAGAUGAAUUGGAAGUUUGGAUG